Molecule: messenger RNA, 7117 nt
Organism: Contarinia nasturtii (swede midge)
Lineage: Eukaryota; Metazoa; Arthropoda; Insecta; Diptera; Cecidomyiidae
Exons: 7
Coding region: 53-6991 (2312 amino acids)
Source: RefSeq, a predicted model, not a curated record
AUUUAUUUUCAAUUAAAUCUGGUGAUUUCAACAAGAAUAAUAAUUUUAAAUCAUGAAUAUGGAAGUGGACGAGGAUAUUGAAGAAAAGUAUAAAAUACUUUUGAAUCAUGUGGUAUUGCCGCGAUUCUUGCCGCAAAACCGAUCGGAACAUUUGUGUAGCGAAGAAUUGGCUUUGGUGUCAGCGAUGGUAAAGAAUGUGACCGAAAAUGAGCUAUUGACCCAACACAUUCCACCGGCUACAAUCAAGAUGCUUAAUAUGUUGAACGAAGUACAUAAAAAUCUUUCACCAAACACCGUGUCACAACAAAUUCAAUCUCUAAAACCUGGUGACACAUUUGGGAUGUUUGUUCGUCGUCAAAAUUGUGGCAUUAUGAUUCACAUGCCAGUUGAUUUCGAUCAAUCGAAACGCGUCAUCGUGGCCACGUUUCCUGGCAAUAUUCAUCCGAAGCACAUCUACAGCAAUGACUCAGACAUCAAGUUCAAUUACCCGAUCCAAUCGCUGAACGUGCCAUUUUCAAAAUUGAUUUGCUCGGAAGAGUUUGCCGAUCAACUGUGUUUUAUGUACCAAGAUCUACCAAUCGAAACCAAAAAUCGAAACUAUGUCUCAAAAUGGCUAGUAACCCUGCUCACUGAUCAAAUCAGCAAAACUGCGACAACGAACGAAUUUCCGAUUAUUACGAAAAAAAUCCGCGACGAAGUAUUGGGCAAACAUAGUAACAAUUUCUUCAGGCGAUCCAGUUUUUACAUGUGCCUAAAAGUAUUUCUUCAACAUAAUCUCACCAUGGUGCUCGGUCAAGAUCAAGCCAAAUUACUGUACAAAUUAAUAAUGAUGCAGUUUUUGACUCGCAUGAUUGAUACCUUUCAGAAUGAAAUGCACGAAACGCUCGAUGUUGAUUUACUAACACAGUGUAUGGCAAAACUGGCCCGUCGAAUCGAAAAACUUUUAGAUUUGAUGAAACAUUCAGAGGUUCAUGAUUUUGAUGAGUUACAUCAAAAUGUCCAGUCUCAAGCGAAAAAGACAAUCCAAGAAAUUCGCCACAAAAUCAACAAUCAAAUUAACAAAUUACAGACAGAUGAUGAAAAUCGUGCACGACUAUUGCCACUCGUUGACCUUGAUUUUCAUGCUGAUGUUGAGCAAAAAAUUCCCAAGCUAUUAGGCUAUUUGGAAAAACGGAAAUGUGCAACAGAUUCGAAUCGAAAUCGGUCCGAACUUAAGGUCAAAAAGCUGUCUCGCCAUUAUAGAAAAGAAACGAAUGCACCGACUGUAUCGGUAUUUAAACAAUUAACCAAUGAAACUGAGAGAAAUCUCUACGCCAAUGAUUUCGAAAUUUGGGUAUUGUAUCAACUGAACGUUGAAUGCAUUUCAUUUCGGCCCGAUGAGCUUCGAGCAUGGAUCUUUGAUUACACAUUUGCCGUUGACAAUUUGUAUAAAGGCGAUGAAUUGGGCACAAGUCGAAUGAUUUUGGUAUAUUUAAAAUUGAUCGCCGCACUUGAUAAGAUUGCAUGCAGAACAUAUCCAAUUCUUAAACAACAUCGAACAAGCAUCAAUCCAAACAUAAUAAAUUCGUUAUUGUUACCUCAACGUGAAGAUAUGGCCAUUGCUUUUGAGCUUGAGCAAUAUUUCAAGAAGCGAAACGCUAAUGCCACAGGUCCCGGGCUCAUUGAGGAGAAAAGUGUAUCGGUUAAUUCAUUUUCUGUUAAAUUUGCCGAACAAAGUGCCGAUAUGCAAAACGUUGUUACUCAAAUUAAACGAAUUGAAGAGCAUGGUAUUGCAUGCAAGCGACAAGAGUGGCAAUGUGGUCGGGAUGAAGUUCAAAGUCUACGAAAUCAAGAUCAACGUAUGGUACAUACAAAUUAUACAAAUUAUCGUUAUGGCUAUACGAGACACGAUAAAUUUUGUAAAAAAUGUGUCGUUGAAAAAGAGAUAAGGAACAUGAGGAUUGACAUGUAUGAACGUCCACUUCCAACCGAGACAUAUGAACAAAAUGCUGUUGCCUUUGAGCUAAGAUGCCCAAUUGAAAUUGCUUGUUUGCGAGAUGUUUUGUUCAGUUUCACAAAAUUGUGCGAAAAUCCAAAAGGUUUUGAAUUCGCCAGUCUGGUAGAUGCCGCAAAUAGGAGAGGUUGGGUUGCCUACCACCAAAUUAAUCAGUUCAAUGUAUCUAACAGCAUGUUCAUUUCACUUGGAGGAAGCAAUUCAUCGUAUAAAUACAAAGAGCAUGUGGAUAGUAGCUUUGAAUGUUUUGUUGUUAAAAAUGGCAUCGGUUGUACUUUUUAUGGCUCACAAUCAACAUUACCUUCUGCUAUAUCGGAUGAGUGCAUCAACACCGUUUGUACAUUGCCCGUGGAAAAUGAAUAUAAAUCAUUGCAAUGGACUUUAAAUGGAACGCACCACACGCAAAAUGAGGUUUUAUCGCGACAAAAUGAAUGCCACGAAAGAUUAACAUUGUCGGAAUUCAAAAAUUUCGGUUCGCUUCGUGCUGAUGGUCAUCGGUUACAGCUCAGAAAAUUGUACGCUAUGAUCGAAACUGAAGCACUUUCAUUGGAACAGUCUUCAGUUCUGUCGCUUGUCAUUCAAACUCUUUGGGAGGCCGGAAUUGCUGGAGAUGAUGGCGCAAUUCGAGAAUCUCACACAGACUUCAAUGACUCCAAAUUCGCCGCAGCAAUGAUUGAAUUACUUGACAAAUUUUGCGAACAACAAAAGAAGAACUGGGUGCAUCCAAAUAAAUUGCUGAUUGCCGCUUUGAUCGCGGUUCGAGUGUUCGAGAUGAACGACGACGAAACGUUGGCCGAUCAAAUUGUGAAUCUUUUGGACAAAAUUCGGAGCAUUGCAUUUGACUGGAUUGAGAAAAUUACACAUGCAAUUAAAGAGUCGACCAAUUCAAGUCUUCACAGCGAUAAGCAAUUGCACAUGAAGCUAUUGUCUGUUUCGAUAGCCGGAGCAAUGACAUUUUUCAUCAACUACAAUCAUACAUUUUUUGAGAAAAUUUUCGUCGAAAACAAACAAACCAAGUAUUCUGCGCCACGCGUAUGGAUUCAAUUUAUCAUAACUAUGAACAACAAUAUUUUAUCAAACGCCAAUCAGAAUGAAAUGCCCUUAAACCUGCGACUGCUGCUGCGAAUGGUGCGAAACAUUGGAAUUCAUAUUGAGCCAACAAUAAGAUCGAUGAUCGAGGGAUGCAUGCCAAUGCCGAAUGACAUUUACAGAUUGGUGAAACAGUUAUGGUCUCGUGUGGAUUGUGCACGGUCGAUUCAAUCAUAUUUCUAUUCUGAUUAUCCACAAACUCUGGUAUUUGAAGUAUUGUUGAAGGGCUUCGCAAACUACAUUACAAUUGACAUUAUAACCGGUGAAUUUUUGGUAAAUAAUAGGCCAGUUGUGCAUUCACCAACUACUAUAACCGAAGCAGAAAUAUUCCAAAGAACAUUUGGCAACUUUGUAUUUGCUGUUCAGCCCGAUUCGGCCUACACAUUCUCAACCGUUCAGAAGUACAAUAAUUGCAACUACGAAUUUCAGUGUGAAAACGAAACACUUAUAAUUGAGCGACGUGACGGAAUCGAAAAAGAAAUUGUUCCACCUUCCGUUCUAGCAAACGAAAUUCCCCAUCAUUUGAUUGAAAAUUACAGCCACUUUUGGAAUAAGCAAACAAACGUCAUUGAAUUUCGGCCGAAAUUGUUUAGCGACAAAAAUUUCUCGAAUCAAGAUGGAAUUGAAUAUCAACUGGAUUUAAAUGAACGCCGAUUGAUUCACAUGAAAACGCAACGACUCAUGUUGGAUAUCACCAGUGGCAGCUAUUUAAAAAUUGCAACGCAUUUAUCGCGAUUGGAAGUGCCGAAAUUCAUUCACGUUCUUAUGGAUAAACCGCAGGUAGCAACGGUCGAAUUGAUUCGAAUGCGCCUGAAGUUCACUGUUGAUGCUUCGGCACGGCGGCAAAUCUACGAUAUGGAAUCCAAUGAAUUUGCGGGAAUGCGAGUGGGACUCGCGCAAAAAUGUGGCACUUUAUAUGGUUUUCAUCACGGACUCCUGUUAGAAAGUAUGCCAAAUGAAAAUUCAAUAACAAACGCUUCGAAAAAACUACUGAUCAUUCCACAUGGAGAAAUUCAGACGGAGCACACCAAUUUGCAUGUUUCAGUCAAAGUAAAGAUCAAUGGAGAUCUCCGAAACCCACCAUUCCACCAGUAUGAAAUCGAUGAGUUUUGCUCUCAAAUUAAAGCUAGCAGUAGCAAUUACUCGGCAUGGUUCUUUUUGGCUUACUUACACGCAGUCACAUCGCACGGUGAAAUGGAACCAUUCACCAAAAUGUCUGGCACUGAAUGCGCUUUACAAAUAUUACAAUCGGGUUUUGCAUGGGCGUCGGCGCCAUACGACGAAGAUGCAACCAAAAUGCUGGAUGCCAUCGCCAAAUUAUCGCCGAACCGAAAAAUGAAAGAAUUUUAUCAACAAGUUGAAUGGCCAUCGAUCAUUCCGCCACGUUCGGCACAAGACACAUACAUUUUGAUUGCGCAUCGAUUGCUGGAAGACAGUCAACGAUUGCAUGAAUUGUAUUUUAUACCAAAGAUGAAAACUUUAACAACAAACAUUCUCAAUAAACGACAAUACCUUCGAUCUUUACCGUUCAUUCCAAAUCUUAGAAUAUCCGAAACAUUCGCAAAAUAUGAAAAGCUUCGAACAUCGAAGGCAAGCUUUCCGUUCGAAACCCCGUCGAAUGAAACACGAACCAUUUCGGUUCUCUAUCAUAACCAAAAAUACGUAGUACCGAAAGGAUUGAAUUUGAAAGGAUUUCUGAUGUCAAAUGACACAUUGGACGGUACAGCGAAUAUGGAAAAUGUAAAACUUUUGUUACAUCAUCAAAUUUAUCAAAAAUUCGUGGAUCUUUGGAUACCAUUAUAUGAGUAUGCUCGAAGAGGAAUGUUCAACAAAGAACAAUUUGCACUUAUUUGGAGUGUUCUGUCGCAUGAAAACAAUUCGCUAGAUCCAAUUUUGGCAUUGCAGGCAAUUCAAAUGAAUCCACAAGCUUUUUGUUCAAUCGAUCUUCCGCCGAUUGAAAAAUACCAAAUUGGCGAAGGAAUGGAGUAUGAUGUGAAUGUGGUCAGAAAUAUUUUGGGCAGUUAUCAUACACGUCCUUUUUCCCUAUAUUAUUCUAUGGACUCACCUGAAAGACUAGCAUAUGAUGAACGCAUUAAACAAGCUAUUGAGAAUAUGAUUUCUUCAAUAAAUUGGCCCUGCGAUGGAAUCAAGCUUCACUGUGACGUCAGUGAAAUAAACGUGGCCGAAGCCAGCCUGGCAAUCAGUCAACGGCUCAAAAUUUGGAAUAACAAUCGAAAACUUGCGUUAUUUAUUCAACAAGUUCAAGAGACUUUGGAAUGUUUACCAGCAUCUGAUCCGUUAACAUUCAAUGAAUUGAAAUAUGUUGAAUUUUGUUCAAUGGAUUGGCAAAAGUAUGAAAUUGAUUAUAAAAUGAAAAUGUGUGAACGCAUCGAUGAUUUUGAGGAGGUAAUUCAAGAAGCGCAAAGUAUUUGGGUGGAAAAUUCGGCAAAUUUAGUAAAAUCAGUUGACUUUUGGUGGUCAGUUUACGAAAAUAUUGUAAAUGGAUCAAAUUCACAACAUUUAAUCGAUGCCGGAAUGUUUCCGCGUGCCGUGCCAAGCCUAGUAUUACCGGCAAUCACUGCGAAAGAAGACAAUCCGUUGAAGAUGGUAGUCGGCGCUUUAGCAGUGACAAUAGUGCAUGAACAACGACAAAAACGAAUUGCCCUCUAUUCGCAACAAGACCAUCUGAAGGGAGCAUUGACAAGAGAAAUGCAAAAUGAACCGCACGUCAAUUGGAAACCAUGCGAAUAUCCCGAAUGGGUGCUGUUCGAAAUCGAACAGAACUUGAUGAUUCGUCGCAUUCAAGUCGAUGUCGCGAGACAAAUGAUGGCCCCACAGAAAAAUUGUGAGAAAAAACAUUCGGUGAUGCAGUUGAACAUGGGCGAAGGAAAGACCGCCGUUAUUACACCAAUUGUGGCUGCAAUUUUGGCCAAUGGCAAAGAAGCAUGCCAAAUAACAGUUUUGAAACCAUUAUUUGCCACAAACUUGAAAUCGCUGCGACGCUAUUUGGGCGGAAUGCUUAAACGGAGAUUGUAUAUCUUUCCUUGCCGCAGAAAUAUGAAAAUUGAGAAACAUGUCAGCGAAAUGCUUAAGAUUUAUGAGGAGUGCAAGCAAAUGAAAGGUAUCAUUCUCACAUUGCCCGAAUAUCGGCUAUCAUUUCAACUGAAGAUUUACGAAUCAAUUCAAAAGUCCGAUUAUAGAGCAGCCGCUUAUUUCUUGCAAGUUCAUAAAUGGAUCGAGGCGAAUGUGCGAAACAUUUUGGACGAAUCUGAUGCGAUUUUACAUCCAAAAUAUCAGUUAGUCUAUACGUUGGGUACUCAGUCUUCUCUUGAAGAAAAUCGUUGGCUCAUUGCUCAAGCUGUGCUAAAGCGUAUUCCAUACCACAUGAAAAAGCUGUACAUUCAAUUUGGUCCCGAGAAGAUUGAGUUUGAUGAGAAUUACAUUAAAAAAGGUCAAAUUUUUGGAGCACCAAAGGUGAAUCAUCGUGAUGAUGUGUUUACACCAUGCCGAAUUUUAGAUGGAUCAGUUUACGAGGAAUUAAAAUCAUUGCUUAUCGAAGAUUUUCUUAGCGGUCGCAUUAAUAUCGCAUUCCAAGAAAUGAAACCAAACACUAAAAAUGAAUUACGAUUUUUAUUAAGAGAAAAAUCUAUUGAUAAAAAUACAUUCCAUCAAAUUAUGGACGUAUUUUUGACGGAAGAACGUGACAUUAUCAUGAUUUUGAGCGGUCUGCUGCGCUUUGAAAUUCUAAAAUUAGUUUUAAUGAAGCGUUGGCGCGUUAACUAUGGAGUGAACGAGAAAGGGCAACGAAAAACCUUACGAGAAGGCGGCCGAAAAAUGGCAAUACCAUUCAAAGCAAAAGACGUCGCCGCUGAACAAACUGAAUUUGGUCAUCCCGACGUCGCGAUAUGAGCUAUUACUAUUCAGGGCUCAACAACGAUCAACUCAAAGAAACAUUCAAUGCUUUGUCAAUGUGUCACAAUGCGCCGGCAAUUUACAAUAAAUGGGCGGAAAGUGUUUCAUCGUCACUAAUCGACG